This is a messenger RNA of Ostrinia furnacalis (Asian corn borer), 2691 nucleotides long. RefSeq lists its product as uncharacterized. The record is from RefSeq and is a predicted model, not a curated record. The coding region runs from base 333 to 2351 and encodes 672 amino acids. NCBI's taxonomy places the organism in Eukaryota, Metazoa, Arthropoda, Insecta, Lepidoptera, Crambidae. The transcript is spliced from 2 exons. Gene Ontology annotation, molecular function: DNA binding. Gene Ontology annotation, cellular component: nucleus.
AUGGGGGGAAUAGGGUUUAGGGUGAGAAUAGGGACACAUUCGAGAUUGACUUUAUGGUAUAACUACACGAUUACUAUACGAUUUAAUGUAUCAGGCAGAAUUUGUAUUUAAAGAUUGCAACAUUUUUUUUGUAAUCUGGCAACAUUAAGUGGUCCUGUCACACUGAAUUAAAAAAAAAACAGUCAUUUGUGAAUUGGGUCAGAAACAAGAAAAUAUUGCUCUUCAAAACUUUUCAAUUUCAUAAAUAUACAGCGACGAUACGAGUCGAUGAAGUGUUCAGCAUUAUCUUCGGUGUUUCGGGAACAGAACGAGCUGUAAUUGGAUACAACACAAUGCCCCGAGAAUAUAAAUCGAAGCCAAACGGGAAAAGGUACAAAAAGUAUGACACAUUAGUAAUCGAACAAGCUUUAAUUGAGUUAGCGAAUCCUCAGGCAACAAUUAGAACAGUUGCCGAAAAAUUUAAUAUUUCUAGAUCAGUCUUACAGAGACAUAGCACAAGGCAAAUGAAGUCACAAGGAGGCCAAACAGCUCUAACUAAAGAAGAGGAAGAGCAUAUCAUAUUAAACAUUAACACAUGUGCUGAAUGGGGAUAUCCAAUGGAUGUCCUCGAUUUAAGGGUUUUGGUCAAAAGUUAUCUAGAUAUGUUAGGGGUUAAGCACAGGAGGUUUAAAAAUAACUUGCCAGGAAGAGAUUUUGUGUACAAUUUUUUGAAGCGACAUAAGAAUGACAUAUCGCUGAGGCUUUGCCAGAACAUAAAACGUUCCAGGGCAGCUGUAUCGCCUUCUACAAUUAAUACAUAUUUUUCCGAAUUACAAAACUCUAUUGAGAACGUGCCACUUAAUAAUAUACUAAAUUAUGACGAGACGAAUCUCUCUGAUGACCCAGGCCGUCAUAAAGUAUUAACAAGGCGUGGAUGCAAAUAUCCAGAGCGAGUACUUAAUCAUUCCAAAGCAUCAAUAUCGCUAAUGAUGGCUGGAACUGCUGCGGGAGAAUUAUUACCACCAUAUGUGGUUUACAAAUCUACAAAUAUCUAUGAUUCGUGGAUGAAAAAUGGUCCCAAAGACGCAAGAUAUAACCGAACCUCAUCUGGAUGGUUUGAUGCCCAAUCAUUUAGAGAUUGGGUCAAAGAAAUAGUUCUUCCAUUUUAUGAAAAUAAGGAAGGAAAGAAAGUCUUAGUGGGCGAUAACUUAUCGUCUCACUUGUCUACAGAAUUGAUUGAUCUGUGCAAGAGUCAAGAUAUACACUUCGUAUUUUUGCCGGCCAAUUCCACUCAUUUGACGCAGCCUUUAGAUGUUGCUUUUUUCAGGCCGAUGAAAAUAGCGUGGCGUCAGAUUCUUCAAAAAUGGAAAAAAACUGACGGCCGAGCACUUUCGACUGUACCAAAAGGUUGCUUCCCAAGGCUAUUAAAGCUACUUAUGGAUGAAAUAAAUUCAGAAAAUAAUCUUCGGGCAGGUUUUCGCAAGGCUGGAAUCAGUCCAUUUAAUCCAAAUGAAGUCCUAGCAAGAUUACCGCAAGAGACUGUUAAUGGUGAAGAGGUAAAAGAUGCCAUUGAUAAAUCCGUUUUGAAUUUAUUAAAAGAAAUGCGCUACGGAAGCAUGAAUAUUAUGGAACCGAAAAAUAAAAGAAAAAUUAAUGUUAUUGCGGGUCGAAGCGUGUCAAACGAAGAAAUGGAAAGGUAUGCUGAAACUGACCCUGAAUCCGAAAUAAAAAAGAAACGGAUGAAUACCGAAAAAUCUAAAAAAGGAAGUUUAAAAGGCAAAGGUGUAGGUAAAAGAACACAAAAGAAAAGUGAAGAAAAAGAAAAUAAAUUGCUAUUGCCAGGACCUAGCUCAGGAACACAGAAGCCCAUACAGGAAACUUCAGAAAUAAUUAAUGCAGAAGAAUUUCAAUACCAAGAACAAAAAGAUGAUUGGCGUGAUAUGGAUGUAGAAAACAUGCCUGUGAUAUUAUCUGAAAAUGUAGAGUUGUAUGAAGAAAUAGUAGAAUCAUGUGAAACAUUUUUUUCAAACCAAAGUGAUGUCACUAAAGAAACGAGUACUAUUUCAGUUGAAAAUGAUCAAGCUAGUACUAGUUCUACUACAGCUAAUAUAUACGACAAUGCAGCAGAAGAGUCAAAAAAUAAAAAAGACUCUACAAAUGAGAAAAAUAGAUCUUUUAUUAUUGACAAUAAAAUAAUUACUCAAACAGAAUUAAAAAAACUUCUACCGAAAAAUCAACGGAAACCAAAUCUGAUACCACUUACUAAAAUAAAUAAUGAUUUUAUAAUUAAGAAGACAGCAGUACGUGGUCCUAGAAACAAUAAUUUGUAUAAUAACAGUGACGAGAUUCUAAGGAUUCUAGAGAGUGAUUGACUUUUCAGUUUUACCAAAGUUAAGCAAUUUUAAGAAAUAAGGAGAUUUUUUUUUAUGUUGAUUAAGAAGUACCUCACUGUAAUUGUUUUAUUAGAGUGCAUAAGUUUAAAUUAUACGUAGGUACAUAACAUACGUAUGUGUAAGGUAUAUGAUACCUUAAAUUUCAAUUUCAAUUUUUACCAAAGUUAAGCAAUUUUAAGAAAUAAGGAGAUUAUUUAUUUUUUUUAUGUUAUUUAAGAAGUACCUCACUGUUAUUGUUUUAUUAGAGUGCAUAAGUUUAAAUUAUACGUAGGUACAUAACAUACGUGUAAGGUACAUGAUACCUUAAAUUUAAAUUUCA